Molecule: messenger RNA, 2915 nt
Organism: Pseudomyrmex gracilis
Lineage: Eukaryota; Metazoa; Arthropoda; Insecta; Hymenoptera; Formicidae
Exons: 7
Coding region: 125-2881 (918 amino acids)
Source: RefSeq, a predicted model, not a curated record
UUCGAUGCGAGAGCUUCAGUCGCUCUUGACUCUCCGAUCAUUGAGUUAUCGAGGUGAAACAGAUAAUACAGAUAGGCUGUUGUAAGUGAUAGACAAAGCAAUUAGUUAAUUGCAAAAAGUGAAAAUGAGAUUAUUCAAGUGUGUGCUACCAGUGGUAGUGAUACUGCUUUUGAUUAAUGACUCCUACGCUGGUGUACUACGCGAUCUUAUUGGCGGCAGUGUGCUGAAUCCUUUAAACUAUUUGAAACCUAAAGGAACAUCUGCUCAAGCUAACAGCAAUGCUCAAUCAUUAGGAGGAGGUUUCAAUAUAGGACCAAUCGGAAUUGGCGGUGGACUUUCCUCAGCAUCGGCUUCAUCGUCCGCGUCAGCGACCGGUGAUGGCUCAGCUUCAGCGAAAGCUAAUGCUGAUGCCAAUGGAUAUGGUGGAUAUGGCGGUGCCAAUGCAAACGCGCAAGCCAAUGCUAACGCUCAAGGUUACGGCGGUUCUUUGGGAACCUCCGGGGGGUAUCUCAGAGAUAAUGGUGUAAAUGAUGACUAUUACCAUCGCAACGUCAAUCAGGUCCCCGUUCAGUACAGUCAACCGAGUUACGGAAGUUACGGUGGCUCUCAGUCUAAUGCUAACGCUAAUGCCAACGCUAUGAACAGCGUAAAUGGCGGAGCACUUCCGAUUGGUUCCUCCGGUUCUUAUUACCCAGUAUCUUCAGGACCUAAAGUUAUCGGCAACGCUAAUGCUAACGCAAACGCCAACGCUGUCACUGCCAACGGUGGUAACGGCAGAGUAGUUCCAAUCAACCCUUCCGAAUCCUAUUAUCCAGUGCAGUCUGGACCCAAGGUCAUCGGCAACGCUAACGCUAAUGCUAAUGCUUACGCGAAUGCUGUUGCAAAAGGUAGCGGCGGUGUAAAUUCGUAUCCUGGAAAAUAUCCUAGCAACGGAAUAGAGAUUAUUCCCGUAAACACACUACCGAUUUCUCAACCGAAUCCACCUGGUCGUCCAGUGCCCUAUCGGCCUUACCCCCGGCCAAUUCCUCAAGGAGUUGGCAAGGGAGAAACUGUGAUACCAAUUGUCAUAGUCGAAGAUUCGCCUGCGGUGCAACAUCCGCAACAUCCGCAAUAUCCACAAUAUCCGCAAUAUCAACGUCCAGGUUCUCACUACCAUGGUCGACCGCAUUACGGCGGGAAACCGAAGCAACAGCCCAUUGAGGUCAUCGUUAUCGAGGAGACGGUGCCAAGUCAUCAAGCUAAUGGCUAUGGAAAUAGUGGCAUUCAAGGAACUUAUCCUCAUCAAAGACCAUCUUAUGGUGGCAAUCCCUUCUUAUCUGGCGGCGGAUCAAACGCUAACAGCAAUGCUAAUGCUCAAGCAAGUGCCAAUGCAAACGCCAAUGCUCAAACAGGAGGAAAUAGCGGAAGUAUUUCAGGAGGAUACCAACCACAAGGCAGUGGCCACUAUCCGUCAGGUCAGAUUGGCGGAAGCAAUCCGUUCCUAAGUGGUGGGCAUAAUCUUAAUGGCAAUGCCAACGCUAAUACGCAAGCCACUGCCAAUGCAAAUGCAAAUGCCGGAUCUGUUGGUACCGGACAAGAACCAAUAGGUGCAAAUAAUCCGUUCUUUACUAGUAGCCCAUCUCACGGUAAUGCAGCAGGGAACUAUCAGCCAGGUGGCACUGCUAUCAUUUUGAAUGAAAAACCGAAAGGUAUUCCUACUACUUAUCCAGGACAAUGGACAAAUCCUAGCUCGCAAGGAUCUGCAGGAGCUAAUGCAAACGCCAACGCUAAUGCUGCCGCUGGUGCCAGCGGAGGAGGAUAUGUUGGACCGGUGAAAGGGAGUCCGAUUUCUGGAUCAGGUGGAUAUGGCGGUGGAUCUUCAGGAGCAACUGUUCUUGGUAGUGGUUAUAAUCAGGGAUCAGUUAGUCCGAGCUACGGCGGACAAAGUGGAAGUUUAUCUGGUGCUAACGCCAAUGCCAAUGCUGGAGCUGCAGGCGGAAGUAGCGGAAUUGUUCUUGGUGGAUCAGGAGGUCAUAACGGAGGUUAUAACCAAGGAUCUCAAGGUCAAAGUGGCGGUGGAUAUGUACAAGGCGGUUCUUCCGGAUCUAAUCUUGGUGGAUACGGUGGAGGUUCAUCCGGUGCCAACGCUAACGCCAAUGCUGGAGCCGCUGGUGGAAGUAGCGGAACUGUUCUCGGUGGAUCAGGAGGAUAUGGCGGUGGAUCUCUCGGAGGUCAAGGUAGUGGUGGAUAUGUACAAGGUGGUUCUUCCGGAUUGAAUCUUGGUGGAUACGGAGGAGGCUCAUCCGGUGCCAAUUCUAAUGCUGCUGCAAAUGCUAACGCCAAUGCUGGAGCCGCUGGUGGAAGUAGCGGAACUGUUCUCGGUGGAUCAGGAGGAUAUGGCAGUGGAUCUCUCGGAGGUCAAGGUAGUGGUGGAUAUGUACAAGGCGGUUCUUCCGGAUCUAAUCUUGGUGGAUACGGAGGAGGCUCAUCCGGUGCCAAUGCUAAUGCCGCUGCAAAUGCUAAUGCUGGAAGUUCUGGUGCCACUGUUCUCGGUGGAUACGGAGAUGGUGUUAAAGGAUCCGGACACGGAGGAUACGGUGGCCAAAGUGGAUUUGGUGGAUCUGUUGGAGGAGGCUCAAACGCACAGGCGUCCUCCAAUGCAAUUGCGUCCGGCGGCGGCACUUCUAAUGCUAUUUCCGACGCUUCAUCCAACGCAAGUUCCAAUGGCGGAUUGGCAUCAGCAAACAGCUCCAGUAAAUCGUCGGCCUACACAAACGGAUCGGGAUCCGCGAAAGCAGACGCGUCCAGUAAUGCAUCUGCGGAUAGUAAUGGUGCACACAGCUCAGCAUCGAGCCACGCAGCAGCCACGAUUGACACCAGGUCCAUGUUGGUUUUCAAUUGAAUAUUGUGAUAUGACAAAACCGAUCGACAAAGCA